Molecule: messenger RNA, 555 nt
Organism: Sphenostylis stenocarpa
Lineage: Eukaryota; Viridiplantae; Streptophyta; Magnoliopsida; Fabales; Fabaceae
Source: the annotation of a GenBank genome assembly
AUGGGGCUCUCAUUCACGAAGCUUUUCAGUCGGCUGUUUGCGAAGAAGGAGAUGCGUAUACUUAUGGUCGGUCUCGACGCCGCCGGUAAGACCACCAUUCUCUACAAACUCAAGCUCGGAGAGAUCGUGACCACCAUUCCCACCAUUGGGUUUAAUGUGGAAACUGUGGAAUAUAAGAACAUCAGCUUCACUGUCUGGGAUGUUGGUGGCCAGGACAAGAUCCGUCCUUUGUGGAGACAUUACUUUCAAAAUACCCAAGGACUUAUAUUUGUGGUUGAUAGCAAUGACCGAGAUCGUGUGGUGGAAGCCAGAGACGAGCUCCACAGGAUGUUGAAUGAGGAUGAGUUGAGAGAUGCUGUGCUUCUUGUUUUUGCAAACAAGCAAGAUCUUCCAAAUGCUAUGAAUGCUGCUGAAAUAACUGAUAAGCUUGGUCUUCACUCUCUCCGUCAGCGUCACUGGUAUAUCCAGAGCACAUGUGCCACAUCUGGUGAAGGACUUUACGAAGGACUUGACUGGCUUUCGAACAACAUUGCAAACAAGGUUAAUGCAGAAUAA